AUGUUAGCCCCACAGAGUCCAACAAUGUCCGAAGAUCCCAAACCAGGAGAUUCGAACAGUAGACUCGCAGUACCUAUCCCAAUCAGGAAACACAACGCAGCCGUAACAAACUCUCACAAUGUCCGAAUUAGCUCGCCAUUAGCUUCGACUGGCUUUGCUUCCUUUACUCCGAAUACCUCCAUGAACAUCCACCAGCACCGAAGACCGUCUUACUCAUCAAUUGAGACAUCUAGAGAGUCACACUACAAUUUAGAUUACCCGCGUGAUGCGGCAGUACUCUCUCGAUUGCAGUUGGACCCCAAAUCACGGUUCUACGCCCGAGACAGACCCAGAACGUUGGAUUUGCCUGGAUUGUUACCGUAUGAGACAGAAAACCCUCAGGACAGGGCCAAGUUCUUGUCGCAUAUAGUGGCGCACUUGUAUAUUGCUGUUAAAAGUCUUGACCUACAAGGCUCGUUGUCCAUCACUGCAAAAGACCUUGCCUCGUUGAAAGAUGUGGCGGGACUUUCCGACAUUGAUUUGGCGCUCGAAACCAACUUGUUCGAGAUGAAUACAGCCAAGGAGACCAUGGAUGAUGACGAUCAGACCGAUUACUUUCCACAUGAGGACCUAGACGUCGAGGACGAUGACGAAGGCGAUGACGAAGGCGAUGACGACGAUGAUGAACAAGACGACGAUUCCGAGGGCGAGGAGGAUGGAGGAUAUGUCCAGGAUGAUGGCCAUGAAGAUUUUGAGUCGGGAGAGUCGACUGUUCAGCAUAAAAAGUCGCCAAAGUCUGCUGCGGUGGUAAGCGUGAGAAUAUGGACCCAAGAGCUUCUUGUAUGGCUCAAAAUGAAGUAUGAUAUGCCCUUGACAUUGCGAAUGUCACUUGCACGGGUAUACUUUGCUAUCUGCUGCUGCAGGGGCCAGCAAUUGAACUUGCGAAUCUAUGUCAAGGCUUUUGAGCUUUUGACCAAAAACGUACAUCUUCUAACACUGAAUGGCUUUACGCUUCCCUGGAAUCCCAUCUAUUUGGAGCUCACUUGCCACUUCUCUUCAGUGGACUCUACCUUUGAACCAGUGGAGAAGAUGGACUUGAACAUUUUGCUUCGAUUGGCAGAGAGAGCGUCCAACUUUUUCCCUGCCGAGGGAUUGCCAGUAAUAUUCCGUCAUUUGAGUUCUCGCUUCUCCAUAGUCAAUGCCUCAUUGGUCUUGUCCUCAUUGUCAAUGCUCCCUUUGACUUUUAACGCAGACUACGGAUUUGGACACUCGGAUGAUACCCUCGACGUUCGUCACUAUAUUCCUUCUCUUUUCUACAUGUGGAAUAAACUCAGCAGGAGCGCAGGUAUUGAAUCUCAUCUCACAGGCCACUUGGGCUCGAUUUCCAUGAUGUUCUUGACGUAUCUUUCAAAGAAUCCACUGGCCAAGGAGUCUUUCGGAAAGUUUGGUGUGUUUUCCGAAGAGCGCUUUAAAUACCUCAUCAACACGCUCUUGAACAGCUUGAGUAUUAACAUCGAGAAGUUCGCUUCCAUGAAAACAAAGUUUUUCCAUGGCUUCUCCAGCGCUAUCGUUUUCUCCAUCAACGGAAACCAGAGUUUGCUCAAGGACGGUAUUUUGGACCACCUUGAUACCAUCCUCAAUGCCAUUAAAAGUUAUGUUCAUCCUUCCAACAGCGGAGAAUGGUCCAGGCCUAUAUCAAAAUUUGUUCUCAGCGCAACUUAUCAAUUCCAUAAAAGAUACAAUAUGGAGAGAGAACCCACUGGUGUUUUGCAUCAAUUGGACGAGGAGCACAAAAUUUCAGAUGAGGUUCGUGACAGAUUUGUCGAGUCUAUGUUACCUGUGGUGAGAACUGGUCUUCAAUCGAAGAGAAGUAGUGCUGGUGAGGAUUACAUCGCAAGUUUGGGCUUGUUAGCAUACCUCAAUUCCAAUUUGACUUUGGGUUAUAUUUUACUAGACAUUUAUGAGUCCUUGGAAGGUGUCAUAUCAACACAUAGAGUGGUGACUGCAUUGAGGUGUAUUGAGGAGUUGGCUCGUUACUUUGCGUCUACACCAGGCUUUAGAGUCCAUCUUGUCCGCAUUCUUACGAUGGCACUUCCAGGAAUUGACUCAAAUGACUUGAGCAAAACCAUGCACACAUUGAACGCAUUUUCAGCGGUGGCAAAUUUCGUUCCAAUAGCUGACUUGACGAAUGGUGAAUUGGAUGCUGGACUCGCAAUGGAAUUCACAAAUAUGCAGUUGGAGCAGCUCGAGUCUCAGAUUUUCAGUGGACCAUCAGUGUCCCAGAGUGUAUGGUCAAUUGAUCAAGAACUUGAAGUUCGUGCAUUGAAGUCAUCCACCUCGGCUUUCAAAUUGCUUAUGAAAUCUUUUGCAGAGAGAAUAUUCACACUUCUAGAAAACAUCCCUGAUCCAUCAAAGAGUAACGGCAUUGAAAAAGAUCUCUGUGAUGUUCUUCCUAAGUUCGUUUACCUCAUUAUUGAGGCCAUGUCAGAUGAUAUUUUCAAGUCAUUUCGAGAUGAGGUUACCAACUUUAUUUUAGAUCAUACUAUUCACGCGAUUGCAGAUGUCAUCGCAGAAAUUUGUGGUGGUUUGAUCAGAAGAGAUCCACCAUUCUUUAAAAGAUUCGGACCACUUCUCAUUGACAGAAUUAAAGAAGAUGUGUUGGAAAAUGGAGCAGGACAGGCAAGAACGGGAAUUGAUAUUGUUCCACGCGACCAAAAUAUGUUUUGGAAUCUCGUAAUUCUCAAUGAGUGUAUUGGAAAUGCUGGAUCUGUUAUUGUUGAUAUGGGAGAAGAAUUGAACGAUCUUUCUUUCUUCCUCAUGGACAAUGUGAAGGGCCCUACCGUCUUUGCAAGUACUUACUUGCUAAAUCAAAUGCUUCAAGGUACGACGAAAAUUAGACUAGCAGAAACUAGGCUCAUUAGUCCACAGUUUACAGAAAAGCAUGAAGUGGAUGAGAAAUGUUGGGGUGGUUUCCAAUUCGACGAGUAUAGAUUUUCACAAGAGAAUCUUACUUUCCAAUGGUUUAUUCCAACCGACCGUGAGAUUGAGUUUGCAGUUGCAACCUUCAAACAUCAUACAUCGAAAGCAUUAUCAAACAUUCUGAAUGUGAUGAAGAAAAUUUCAGGUUCAAAAGACAACAUUUCACUUGAACUCUCAGAUGAACUCAGAGUGAACUUUUUGUACUUGGCUUAUGGUAUGAGUGGAAUAUCAUACUUGUUCGAUCCCUCAUUUGAUGAGGAUAUUCCAAAGUUGAGCGACCACAAGUUUGAGUCUAUUCAGCACCGCCUUCUUCUUCUUGCUCAAAUUCGGGAUAUGAAGUCUUCCAAGUUUGCCGACAAGGAUUAUGGUGAAACGGACAACAUUUACGAGAAUCUUCAGCAAAUUGCGGAUAAUAUUGAAAGCAAUGAUGCAAUUGAUUUCAAUGUUGAUUCAGAGAAGAUUGACCGUGAAGAAGGUUUUGAAUAUCUAAGCAAGAAGAAUGAAUCGAUGGAAAGCUUAGAUGAUAGUGAUGGAUCGAAGUACAAGCGCACCGAAAUGAAUUCCUUAAGCAAGUCAGAGUCACCAACUAUGGAUGAAUCUGACAGGGCAACGCCAUGUUUAGCAGGUGUUGAGAUGUCAACAAUGAACCCUGCCAUUACAUUCAGAGAAAGAAAGCUUUACACCAGCAGAUACUUUUUUGGAGACGACAUUGAGGGUCGUAGAUCGAACGAGCUUUAUCUUCAGAUUCACAGAACCAGGCACUUAAUUGGUAAAAGUUUGCACAUCAUUUCCAAAUUUAUGAUGGUUCAUUUGAGUGACAAUACCAAGCUAUUCAAGCAUCUACUUUACAUUCUUAACAUAUGGUUUGCUGAUGUCGGUCGUGAAAGAAUUUUGGACCAGACACACGCAAAGAUUUCGUCCAGUUAUGUGAAUGAGAUCCAACAAAUUAACCGAGUGAGAAAGCCUUUUACAAGAGUUCUGUUGGGAUGCAGAAUCGAAUCCUACCACCUGUUAAGAGUUGCUCUUCAUGCAACCUCAAGGAAUAUGACAGACUUAGAUAAAUUCCUAAUUGAGGACUUAGUGAAGUUAUCUUGCUCGAAUUACACUGCCAUUGCGGAUCCAGCACAAAGUACAUUGAUCGAUGCUAUGAAGAGAGUGAAUGGUUCGUACUACGUAAUUGUGAGAACUGCAUUCCGUCUGAUAUCUAAGGCAAUUCAAGAAAACAAUCAUAAAAACAUUGAAAGUGGUUUAAGCAUUUUUGAUUUGAAAAAAGUGAAAGUGAAGAUGCAAAACGAUUAUCUCAACAUUCAGAAGUUUGUUGAGAUCCUCCAUAAGUGUCUUAAUGUUGACAACAAAGACGUUAAUGAACUUGCACAGGAUCUUUUCAAGAACUUGAUUGGGACUAUUAGCGCUCCCAGCAAGAACUGUUUGAUUGACCAUGCUUUGGUCGAUUCGAUUAGACCUCCAGAUGAAUUUAUUGACUUGGAGAUAAAGGCAGUGUCUCUUGCGAAAGAGAAGAAACGGAAGAUUUACCUCGACAAACUUGACAAGUUAGAAGAUUCUGUGGUCGUUAUUGAAAAGCAUAACACUCACUGGAAGACAACAACUCUCAACAUUAAAUUCUUGGUUGAUUUGCAAACGGAUUAUAAUAGACCAUGCAGCAAUGAUGUUUUCCAAUUAUUGACCAAAUCUGCGUCCUUUGACCACCCACUUGUCUCUAGACUUGCAAUCAAAGGAAUCACAAAGAUAUUGAAAAAGUUCUACGUCUUAAGUGCCUAUGAAUAUGACCUUUCCAAGAUUUUGGACUUGGAAUACGUUGUCAAGGAUCUUAAGGUUAUCGAUACAGAACCUCAUGGUGGAGAGUCGUAUUAUCACACAUGGAGAAAGGAACUCAAGAAUGUUGAUCACCCGAAUUAUUUCAUUGACCACAGGGUCGAAUCUGGAUGGCUCUUCUGGGACAAAACCAUGAGAGCAGUGACAAGUGAACCGUGCUUCAAACUCACAUUGAAUGAAAGGGACGAGUCAAUUGUAAGAGGGUUUUCCAAGUGUGUAAAUAAAGAAUGGUUGAAAAACAUCGUUAACUUGUGGAUUGCAGACAAUGAAGCAAAUUCAGCCUUCCAAGGUACUGAUGUCUACAUGAUCGAAUCGCUCGUAUUAUUGUUAUCCAAUGGGUGGAUAGAAAACAUGCUGUUCCAGGAUUUAUUAGAUAUCAUUGGCGAUGUCUACGAGAGAACUGAGAAAAGUACUCAUAUUGUCUCUUGUGAAAUGAUUGCGGGUAUUCUUAUGGGAGCUAAGGUUUUCAACACGGAGAUGGUGGACACCAGAGACGAGUUUCUUUGCAAAUUUUUGAAGAAUUUGUUAGAGAACGAUUUGACCCCGGAGACUAAAAACGUAUGGACCAUCUUCUCGUGGUGGAUCCCUUCAGAUGUUGAUAUCAGAAGAUUCCCCAAGGUGACUGAUGUUCUCCUCAAUGUUACGAUUAAUGAAGAUUCUGAUUCUGCUUUGAAUGGAGCUACAAGAAUCAGCUACAUCAGAUCACUUGUGGCCGCGAUUCCUUGGUCUUUCCCGGAUCCAGAAUCUGUUUUGGAUUUGUGUUUUUCAAACAUUGCCAAUAGAUAUCAGGCUAUUCGUGAGCAGAUUGGUGCAUUACUUGCAAUUACAACGUUUUCAUUUUAUGGAGACUCUUUCGCAACCUGCGACGAAUUCGUUCAUGCUAGUCACCAUGAAGGCUUUCAGCUUUACAAAAGGAGCAUGCAUGCACUGUUGUUUGGGCGUCUUACAAAAUUGUUCGAGACCGUAGAGCAAUCAAGAAAGGAAGUUGAGCAUUUGUCCGCUCAGGAAAUUCUCAAGUCGAGGUACAUUUACGCGGCAACUACUACAUUAUGCUGGUUGAAACAAGCUUUGAACACAAGUAUAUCCAUUCAGUUUCAAGGACUUGUCGUCCCUCAUAUUGUACCUUACUUGCUAAACUUGGUCGCAAUGAAGGAUGUUUGCCAGUUGGGUGGCAUUGAUCCGCUCAAGGCAUUCAAGAAGGUUUCCCAGAUGCCUUAUGAUGCAGAAAAUCUUGAAAAUGUGGUUGCCAUGCUUGAAAAAUACAGCAAAUCGAGUCUCAAUGUCGUUCAAUCAUUUAUUCUUGGUGAAUUCACUGAAACUAUCUACUUCAAAAAUUUGUUUGCAUUGACAACAGAUCAGAAACUGAGAAUUUUGAACCUAACAAGUUCUGCGCUAUAUCAGAAAAAUUUGGAAUUUAGAGAGGCUUCGGCCACUACAUUUUCUGGCUUGAUUCACACUUCACCUCCAGCAGAUGUAGAGAGAAUUGUGAACGAAUACAAGAGCAAAUUCUCUCGUGAGUUGGAUCAGAUCAGAAAGAAAUACAGAAAAGUGGGUUUCAAAAACAUGGCUCAAGAGGACAUCAUUAUUUUGCAUGGUGCUACUCUUGGUCUCGGAGCAUUGGUUCAUGCCUUCUCGUUCCUGUCACCUCCGCCAAAGUGGAUUCCAGAGAUCUUGACCAUUUUGUCCAACAAAGCAUCAGGCAUACCUGGUAUUGUUGGAAGGUCUGCCAAAGAGACACUUGGAAAGUUCAAGAAGACACGACAGGACACAUGGCAUAUAGAUAGCAAGGUCUUUAACGAGUCCCAGGCACAUGAUCUCGAAGGCGUCUUGUGGAAGAGCUACUUUAUCUAA
Molecule: messenger RNA, 6642 nt
Organism: Sungouiella intermedia
Lineage: Eukaryota; Fungi; Ascomycota; Pichiomycetes; Serinales; Metschnikowiaceae
Source: the annotation of a GenBank genome assembly